Molecule: messenger RNA, 999 nt
Organism: Gastrolobium bilobum
Lineage: Eukaryota; Viridiplantae; Streptophyta; Magnoliopsida; Fabales; Fabaceae
Exons: 2
Coding region: 1-999 (332 amino acids)
Molecular function (GO): zinc ion binding
Source: RefSeq, a predicted model, not a curated record
AUGCCGAACUAUGUGAAGUUCAUGAAGGACCUUCUAUCAAGGAAAUGCAAGUUGAAGGAAUGCGAAAUAGUAGCCCUGACAGAGGAGUGCAGUGCAAUCAUCCAGAAGAAACUUCCUCCCAAGCUGAAAGAUCCAGGAAGCAUUAGUAUUCCUAUAGCCAUAGGAAAUAUUGAAGUAGGGAAAGCAUUAUGUGACUUGGGAGCAAGCAUAAACCCGAUGCCACUGUCCAUGUGCAGAGCUCUUGGAAUAAAAGAGCUCAAGCCGACUACAGUUUCUCUCCAGUUAGCUGACAGAUCGAUCAGACGACCAGAUAGGGUAAUUGAGGAUGUUUUAGUUAAAAUUGACAAAUUUAUUUUCCCUGCAGAUUUUGUAGUUCUGAAUAUGGAAGAAGACACCGAGAUUCUCCUACUACUUGGAAGGCCAUUCUUAGCCACCGCAAAGGCAAUGAUUGAUGUGGAGCAAGGAAAAUUGAUGCUAAGGGUGAACGAAGAAACAAUCACCAUUGACGUCUUCGAAUCAAUGAAACAUCCAACAGAUGGAGGAGACUGUUUUAUGAUAGACAUAAUACAAGAAGCAACUGAUGAUGCUAUGAAAAAGACCAUUAGAAACCCAAAUAAAGCAUUUUUUGGGUGCCCCAAUUUCAAGGAAAAGAAGCCACACUGCAACUUUUUUACAUGGGUGGAUGAUGCUACAUCUGAUACCAUGGAGCUGGAAGAUUGGAGAAUUAAUAAGCUGGAGUUGAAUGUAGCUAAAACAGAAUUCAAGUUGAACUUUGUGGACAUGAAGCUCAAUGAUGAACUGCAGCUGGAGGUGAAUGACCACAAAAAGAAGAUUAAUGAGCACCAUAUAAAGAUUGAUGAACUAUCAGUGAAGAUGCAGGAAGAGUUUGAAAGGGUGGAGAAGGAAAUUAAGCAUGUGUGUAGGUGUGCUAGGGUGUUUGCUGGAUCCAUUAUUGUUGUGUUUGUAAUAUGUAUAUAUCUUGCAAGUAGGGUGGAGUGA